This is a messenger RNA of Bemisia tabaci, 2115 nucleotides long. Its product is annotated as FACT complex subunit Ssrp1. Gene Ontology annotation, molecular function: DNA binding; histone binding; nucleosome binding. The record is from RefSeq and is a predicted model, not a curated record. NCBI's taxonomy places the organism in Eukaryota, Metazoa, Arthropoda, Insecta, Hemiptera, Aleyrodidae. Gene Ontology annotation, cellular component: nucleus; FACT complex. Gene Ontology annotation, biological process: regulation of chromatin organization.
CACUCGAAGUCGAAAUGGCCGAAUGGCGGCAAACAGCUUCCAGGCAACGCUCGGCAUGACAAUCCCUCUGAAGUCGAUGUCGCAAGCUUCUUUGCACUAAUUUUCAUUGCCGAGGACUGUGCUGUAUUUAUUCUAUUUGAAUUUCUUACCUGGUCCAUCGGAAGUUAUCCCUCCACUUGCAUCUCAAGAUUAAUUGAUUCUAAGGCUCUGGGCGCCAGACAGGAUGUCUUCAAGCAAGAGCACAACUUCAGAUGGAGAUCAGACAAGAACAAGUGAUAAGAAAUACAGUAUUAAAGGCUGGAAUUGGGGUGGAGUAAAAUUUGAUGGGCCUAUGCUCACUUUUGAAGUUGACAAACUACCUGGUUUUGAAAUUCCGCUGGAUAAAGUGUCACAUUGUACUACAGGAAAGAAUGAAGUUACAAUAGAAUUCCAUCAAAAUGAUGAAGCUGCAGUCAGUUUGAUGGAAAUGAGGUUUCAUAUCCCCUCUGCCGAGGUAGCUGGUGCUCCUGAUCCAGUUGAAGAAUUUCACGAUCAAGUAAUGCAAAAAGCCUCUGUCAUCAACGUUUCUGGUGAUGCUAUCGCAAUUUUCCGAGAAAUUCCAUGUGUCACCCCACGUGGUCGUUAUGAUAUCAAAAUGUUUGAAACCUUUUUCCAACUUCAUGGGAAAACAUUUGACUACAAAAUCCCAAUGUCAACAGUUCAAAGGCUGUUUUUGCUUCCACACAAGGAUGGUAGACAGAAGUUUUUUGUGGUGAGUGUUGAUCCGCCAAUCAAGCAAGGUCAAACUCGGUAUCCGUAUGUUGUUUUCACCUUCAACUCAGAUGAUGAAGAAAUUUCCAUAGAACUUCCGCUGUCUGAAGAAGAAUUGAAAGAAAAGUAUGAAGGAAAGUUGUCAAAAGAGUUGUCUGGUCAAACGUACGAUGUUUUGGGGUCCCUAAUGAAAGCCAUCACAAAGACUAAAAUUAUAGUUCCUGGAAGUUUUGUUGGUGCCUCUGGCACUCCAGCGGUUGGAUGUUCCUACAAGGCUGCAGCUGGAUACAUAUACCCAUUAGAGCGAGGUUUCAUGUUUGUGCACAAACCGCCAAUGUACAUAAGAUUUGAGGAACUUUCUAGUGUCAAUUUUGCCAGAGGUGCAGGAAGUAUGACAAGGUCCUUUGAUUUUGAGAUUAUGCUCAAGUCUGGUAUGGUUCAUACAUUUAGUAGCAUCGAUAAAGGAGAAUAUCAAAAGCUGUUCAAUUUUGUCUCGAGUAAAAAAUUAGUCAUCAAAGAUACCAGCAAAGGCAAAAACGUCACCUACACAGAAGACCCAGGCAGUGAUGAUGCUGAUGAGCCAGAUGCAUAUCUUGCUAGAGUGAAGCGUGAAGGCAAAGAGAGAGAGGAAGAUGAUGAUGAUGAAGAUGAAAGUGAUGAUGAAGACUUCAACCCUGGUGAAGAAGGAAGUGAUGUUGCUGAAGAGUUCGACAGUAAUCCAAGCACAACCUCCGAAUCAGGAGAUGAGGACUCAGACAGCAAAUCUAAGAAGAAGAAGAAGAAAGAGAAGAAGCCGAAGAAAAAAAAGGGCUCUGAUGAUGAUGAUGAUGGUGAUGAUGAUGAUGAAGAUGACAAUGAGGGUGAUGAAUCUGAUGAGGGAAAAAGCGUUAAGAAGAAGAAGCCAAAAGAACCGAAGAAAAAGAAACCAGCUAAGGAGAAAGCGCCGCCCAAGGAAAAGAAAAAAUCAACCGGAAGAAAGUCUGAUGCAGUUUCACCCUCCAAAAUUAAAAGCAAAGAAUUCAUCGAAGAAGAAAACACAUCAUCUGACAGUGAUUGAGAGGAUGGAAAAAUACACAUUAAGUGAGAAAAUACCCUCAUCUGCAUUUAUCUUGUCAUCGUCACCUUGUAAAUUAAGUUAUUAAACUGUAAUAUUUAAAUUUAAGUUUGCUGCAUAUCGCUCUUCAAAUGUCACUAUUUUUGAAUGCUUGAUUUCUUUACUGGAGAAUAUGCAGCAGUAUCUCAACUCAUGAUCUUAAAAUUAGCUUUCGUAUGUUAGUAUUAUUUUGUAUUUUUUGUACCUUCGACCAAAAUUGGUCGUGUCUUAUUUAUUUUAUUAAAGUUUCACAGCUCCAACUUUCUCAUGAA